Molecule: messenger RNA, 2467 nt
Organism: Ilyonectria robusta
Lineage: Eukaryota; Fungi; Ascomycota; Sordariomycetes; Hypocreales; Nectriaceae
Product: P-loop containing nucleoside triphosphate hydrolase protein
Exons: 4
Coding region: 28-2289 (753 amino acids)
Molecular function (GO): ATP binding; ATP hydrolysis activity
Source: RefSeq, a predicted model, not a curated record
AAACGCUUCGCAACACAAACCGCCAACAUGGCCGAAAUCUACAGCCUUUCCAGCAACUGUUCCGAGUUUGAGGCGAGCGAUGAUGAACAAGCUUCGGAUUGCAUUCAUUUGAACGCCAAGACACCUCGUUUGCUUUCCGAAAUUUUGGAGGCCUUCAAAUUAGAAGGCAGCUCUGGAACCGACUCAACUGCCAUUAAGCAGCUUAUGGAAGUGGUGGAGAGCGGGUCUGAAUAUAACGUGCAAACGUUGUAUGAAGGACGCGCAAAGUGCCCGUGCUGCAAGAAUUGGGUCGAGGAAUAUCCCGGUGAUCUCAAGAGCUCGAUUAAGCAAGCUAAUGAGAACAAGAAAAAGGCACUCAUCGUCCGGAUGGCAAAGAAUCAUGGCGAUGGAAACCCCUUGAUGCUCCAUUCAGUUGUUGUCCAGAACCAAGUCAUCAAGGAUUUGCUCGCCGAGGUUUUCCACGGCUACAAUGGCAUAACAACCGGCCUUAACAAACUGGUAUUCCGGGCGCCAUUCCGUCCCUUCUACUAUCGAUGGAAGCUAUUCGCAGAGACCAUUGAUCGAUACAAGAAGAAGGGCCAUGAUGCAGCUCCAUUCGCCCAGCUUCUUUACAACAUCAUCGAAUUGGAGUUGCGGGAAACGAUGGACGAGAUAGAGGACCUGAAGAACAACCUCGUCAUUACCUACCAGCACCUGUGGGCCAUAUUCGAACCUGGAGUUCGCGUGUAUUCUUCCUACGAAGGACACGACCGCUUCUUCCUUGUUGAGAGCUGCCAAUACGUCGCGGAGCCGGUAGUUCCACAUCUCGCCAUCAACGUCAAGUUCAUCGACUGGGAUGGCUCCAGGUUUGGGUACGCUUCCACCACCCUACAGAUCAACGCGUUUUCUGGAACCAAGGCAAUUGCCGACUUGUCUACAUACCCAGCCAAAUUCCACCCUUACAAGGAAGAGGUCGAAAAAGCUGCCAUGACCAGAGGCAAAAAGUUCUGCAGCCUUAGUGGCUUACACUACAAGGCGUACUCUGGCAUGAUCACAUACCAUGAAGGUCCGGACAAGAUUGAACGCAAUGUCGACGGUCGAAUGAUUGUCGAUGCUUUCUCGUUCUCCUACAUGAGGCCUCAAGAGCCUCUAUAUCUCGUUCCGCUUGAUGCGUUCUCGUUGGAACUAAGAGUUGAGGACGACCUGCACUGUCUUGUCCCUCCGCCUCCGCCCCCUCCAGGAUGCACCAUCCCUAUGGGCAUCCACCCUCCAAACUUCCCCCCUCCGCCUCGUUUCUAUCCUCCGCCUCCUUCCAUCGCCCCGAGGAACGUGCUGUGUGUAAAAUGCCAGAGCCAACCUGCCAGGAUAGGGUUUCCUAGGAAGAAUCUGGAUGGAUAUAGCCUCGAGCCGAAGCAAGAAAACUUGACCGAUGAGCAGCUGCUAUUGUGUAACUCACGUGUCCGAGGCUUCUCGCUAAAGGCCAAGGUCAUGGCAACAUUCGACGUCGAUCCUAUUAAAGAGAUAGCGUGGAAUGAUUCGGCGUUCCCGAAUCUGGUGCUACCAGCAGGCUACAGGGACCUUGUUCUUACAUUUGUGGAUCGCCAAACCACCAGCAUCCGGAAAUUCGAUGACUUCAUCGAAGGAAAAGGCCUGGGGCUGACGAUGCUCUUGGUUGGAAACCCCGGCACUGGCAAGACACUCACUGCUGAAGCAAUAGCUGACAAAGUCCGACGACCGUUGUAUGUGCUAAGUGCUAGUGAACUGGGGAGUAAAGCAUCCACCGUUGAGAACCGUCUCCAGUCGGCACUUGAUUUCACUCGAAGAUGGGAGGCCGUCUUGCUGCUGGACGAGUGUGACGUCUUUCUUGAAAAACGAUCCACCAACAGCUUGACUCACAAUGAAAUUGUGUCUGUGUUUCUGCGGAUGGUGGAAUACUACCCUGGGAUCCUCUUCUUGACGUCCAACCGUCCUGAGGCAAUCGAUCCGGCCUUCCAGAGCAGGGUUCACCUAACCCUCCACUAUCCAGAUCUCGACGCUGCGGCGAGGAAGCAAAUUUGGAAGCAGUUUGUGAAAUCUUCGGCCGUGGAAAGCUCUCUGACAGAAGACCAAUUCACCGGGCUUUCUAUGCUGCCCCUCAACGGUCGACAGAUCAAGAACAUUGUCAAGAUCUCUCUGCUCUUAGUGGAAGGAGAGGGUACGAGGCUUACAACCGGGCACAUCCAAACCGUUCUCCGAGCCACGAAUGACAUUGACUUCGGAAAAUUUGAGGAAAAGGAACCAAUCGAGAAGUCUUUUCUAGGUUGGAAGUAACAUGUAGCUUGGGGACUGGAACUUUGCUUAAAUGGUCACUAUCUAACUACCAUUGAGACGAGUUCAAGGAAGCAGGGACAGAAAAUCCAGAUUGGAUAUGCUACAGGGCAAAUUUCUUUAUAUGGAUGAAUAGGCGAGGGCUCUUGUGGUGACGGGCUUUGCAAACUGUAGUGUGCGA